Molecule: messenger RNA, 4028 nt
Organism: Myripristis murdjan (pinecone soldierfish)
Lineage: Eukaryota; Metazoa; Chordata; Actinopteri; Holocentriformes; Holocentridae
Gene: plk3
Product: polo-like kinase 3 (Drosophila)
Exons: 15
Coding region: 99-2102 (667 amino acids)
Biological process (GO): Golgi disassembly; DNA damage response; mitotic G1/S transition checkpoint signaling
Cellular component (GO): kinetochore; spindle pole; centrosome
Molecular function (GO): ATP binding; protein binding; protein serine/threonine kinase activity
Source: RefSeq, a predicted model, not a curated record
UAUGAGUGAACGAGGCGGAUCCGGUGCACACAAACCCGACAAUUGAGAGUGCAACGCGAAGGGGGACAUUCAGAGUGAAAUUUGCGCCGCUGUGCUUAAUGGAUACUGGUUGUUUCACCGCCGCGCAGCGCAUUUCAUGUCACACCAUGAAUCCGGAUUUAUUCAAGCCUUGUCCGGAACGUGGAACCCAGCAAACCGCUGCCCCGGUGAAAACGAGUCGGAAUAAACCCGAGCAAAGCAAACCGGAGCUGGCCCAGGUGGUGACCGACUCUAAGACGGGACGAUCCUACAGCAAAGGGAAGCUUUUGGGAAAGGGUGGCUUUGCAAGAUGCUAUGAGAUGACAGACCUUGCCAACAACAAAAUGUAUGCUGUGAAGGUGAUUCCACAGGCCAGGGUGUCCAAACCACACCAGAGGGACAAGAUCACAAAUGAGAUUGAGCUCCAUAAAACCCUUUCACACAAGCACGUGGUGAAAUUCUCCCAUCAUUUUGAAGACCAAGAAAACAUCUACAUAUUCCUUGAGCUCUGCAGUCGCAAGUCCCUGGCACACAUUUGGAAGGCGAGACACACGCUCACUGAGCCAGAGGUGCGAUAUUAUCUCCGACAGAUCAUAUCCGGCCUCAAAUACCUCCACAACAGAGGCAUCCUGCACAGAGACCUCAAACUAGGCAACUUCUUUGUCAAUGAGAACAUGGAACUACGGCUGGGAGACUUUGGCCUUGCUGCCAAGCUGGAGACGGUCGAGCAGAGGAAAAAAACGAUCUGCGGGACUCCUAACUACCUGGCGCCCGAGGUGCUCAACAGACAGGGCCAUGGCACAGAGUCUGACGUCUGGUCCCUUGGCUGUGUAAUGUACACACUGAUGUGUGGAAACCCUCCCUUCGAGACUCUAGACCUGAAGGAGACCUAUAAGUGCAUAAAAGAAGUGCGGUACAACCUGCCCUCCAGCCUUCCCCCUGCUGCUCAGAAGCUCAUCUCAAACAUCCUGCAGAAGAACCCCAGCGACAGACUCACCCUGGACCAAAUCCUGAACCACGAGUUCUUCACCAAAGGCUUCACUCCUGACAAGCUUCCCCCCAGCAGCUGUGUGAUGGUGCCAGAGCUCCACCCACCCAGCCCUGCCAAGAAAUUCUUCACCAAGAUGGCAAAGAGUCUCUUUGGCAAGAAGAAAGCCAAAGUGGAAAAGAUUCCAUGCGAGGAGAAAGAUGAGAAAGACCUCUCUAAACUGGUGUCGGGCAUCGUUAAGUGCUCCAUCAGCCGUCAGAUCAGCUACAAGACAGUGGGACCACAUGAGGUGCCGUCUCCCACCGGUCAGCUGGUCAGCUCUGUGCCUCUCGAACAGACUCCUGCUGAGGAAGAGUCCCGGAAGUCAAUCUCCCGCUCCUUCAAGGGCACCAUGGCCAGCAGCACUGAACCGUGCGAGGAUGUCCUGACCCCAGCAGCUGUUGCUGAAUCAGCCAUGAAAGUUCUCAACAGCUGCCUGACUGCCAUGCCUUCAGCAAACAGAAACCCACCCUGUCUGUCAAGGCCGCAGUCCUUCCUGUGGGUGACUAAAUGGGUCGAUUACUCAAACAAAUACGGUUUUGGCUACCAGUUGUCCAACCAAAGCAUCGGCGUGCUCUUCAACGAGGGAACUCACCUCAGUCUUUGUGACCAGCGAAAGACGGUCCACUAUUGCUUGACCAACAACAAACACUUCACUUUCCCGGCGAGCUCUCUACCUGAGCAGCUGCGCAGCCAGAAACAAAUUGUCGAGCUCAUGGCCAACUAUAUGGAGCAGAACCUAAUGGAGGGUGGAGACCUUCACUGUGAGGAACAGUCUUCUGCUCCUCCUCCUCUGCUGCUCCAGUGGGUGAAAACAGACCAUGCCCUGGUCAUGCUGUUCAACAAUGGCACUCUACAGGUGAACUUCUACACAGACCACACCAAGAUCAUCCUGUGCAAGUCGUCCGAUGGCUCCUACCUGUUAACCUACAUAAGCCGGGAGCGCGUCUCCUACACUUACCUCCUCAGCAUGCUAACUGAGAUGGGCUGCUCCGCUGAGCUCCGACACCGACUCAGAUACGUGGUCCAGCUGCUUCAACACCAUACUGAUGCCUGAGAGUGCAGCACGACGCCUCCAAGGCUGCCUGACUGGCAGGUGCCUCAGAGGCAACCUGUCUGAUCAACACCUUUUUGUUAUUUUGUGUUUUUAGGCAGCCUGAUAGAAUUUUCCAAGGCAGCUGCCCAGAGGGGCCAAUGCCUGCUAAGUUGAUAGGUGGAGGACUGUUCAGCUCUACCGGGCUGGUGCCUGGGAGGCAGCAGAAUAGCAGAGUUAUGGAGGGUCAGAGGACCUUUGUAGACAUCAAGUAGUCAGGAAGUUGCCCAUCAUGGCAGCUGUCUCAAAGGUAUGUGCCUAUCCAGCUAAAGCUUCAAAGGUAUCCACCUGGAAGGUUUUCGAUGCCUAAAACGAGGGACACACCUAACUGGCCUGAAAUAUAAUGGAAUCCUCACAAGGCAAAUGCCUAAAUCAACACCCUAACCCCUAAUCCCCCUCCCUCCCUCACUCAAACCACUGCUUCUUGGCUGGAUCUUUCAAAGCCACCAACCAACCAAACAACCCUGCAGCUUUCAGCUUCCCCUAAUAGCCAAUGGCCAGGGCAUGGUUUCUCAAAUCUAUCUAAACACUAAAAUCGUCUUUGUCCCAUUCGCUUGCAACGGAUCAAAGAUGGUCUUACAGCUACAAUGUUUCUAGGCUAGGUUGUCCAGAAGUGAUUUUUAGCAGUAAGGUCAUGUCUGCCGUUGACUUGGACUGGAACUGGGAUGAUCUUACAGCAGAGAUGCUUUUGGGAAGAACUAGGUUUUGAUUGGAGAGAGACCCUCCUAACCUCGGCUGGUUUCUGGCCUCUUUGGACUAUGGUGCACAUGUUCAUUUUUUUCCCUUUUUUUUUUUUUUUUUUUUUUAAGGUAUUAGCCAGCUGUUAGACUAUUGCAUCACACUACGGUCUUGACCUCCCAUGCACAAAAAAAAAAAAAAAAAAAAAAAAAAAAAAUCCUGGCCUUAUUUGAUGAUGGUGACGCUUCGGAGAAAGUCAUUGCUUCUGUGACGCUCCGACAACACCUUUGUCAUCUUUUUGUUGUUACUGAUUAAAUAAACUUCACUGAUUGGUACACGGCAUUCAUAAGGGGCUAUGGGAGUAACACAAUUUUGCACUAUCUGUUUUUGUAAUUUCAUUUGAAUUGCAGAACUCUUUUUACUUCCACUUGUAUUUUAUUUGUUUUUAACUAGAUAUACCAAAAGGCCAUUUUUUUGUUGAUUUGAAAUUGAUUCAUUUUAAAUUCACAUACAGUAGGUGAAUGUGUAUGUGUGUGUUUGUACCACACAUGUCAUGGACUGUGCUUGGUAAACAAAACUGUUGGUUGGAGAAAGGGGGUGGGAGGGAUAAAGUGCCUUUCUUAGGGAUGUCUGUAUAGUGCAAUAACAGCCCUUUUUGUGAAUGUCAAGCUGGAUACAAACAGGAUUAGAGAUGGAUUUUUGGAGGUGGGAUUUACUUUUUUACUUGAAGCGGAGUUUAAAAGUAGGCCCAAUAGCACUACAGUCUCACUACCUGGUAUAAGCUUUUAGAAAAACUGGUUAUCAUAAAUAUAUAGCCCAGUAAUAUCUACUAUAGGGGGGGGAAAAAAGAACACAUUGUGCUCCGUUGUACUGUACUGUAAUCCUUAUUGGUUUACAUUGCUUUCUCAAACCAGAGUUGUAUCCUAAAAACUGUGACCCUGAAUGCAAAGUAUUACGUACUACAAGUAUUGUGUUUUCAAAAAACCCAACAUUGUGAAAGCCAUCUGCCAGUUCAGAAGAAUCUUUAUUUUUUGGCACAUAAUGUCCUGUUUAUUUAUUUUUUAUUUAUACAUGUUUUUUUUUUUUUUUUUUAAUUUAUUACUGUGUAAAUGUUAUGCUCUUGACACGAGGAAUAUGUUCAAUUCUGAUCACCUUUUUUAUGUACUGUACUUGGGGGAAAGCGGGACAAGAAUAAAGUUUAUUGAAAAUGAA